AUGUCUGAUUCUACUCAACCUGAGAGCGUCGAAGAUUUGUCUGUGAAUUUGGAGAGCCAACAGAUAUCAAAGGAGGUUCUCAGUAAGCUCUUUGAUGGUCAAACAUUCAAAGGCACGACGCAUGAAGUAUAUUUCCGCCCAGAAAUAGAUACAAUUGUGUUUGAAAACUUCAUAAACUUCAAUUUCCCACAAAGUCAAGCUUUUCGUGGUACACCAUCAGAAUUGGCCUACCAAUUUCCUCCGCAGACGGAGUGCGAUUCGGUCAAAAUCCUUGAGCUGGAUGAAUGUCUUGGGAUGUGGAGGUACAAUGCUGCUCAUUUUAGAUCCUUGGAUCUGUUGAUCCUUCGUACCGGUCCCUUCGGCGAAAGACACGAGCUUCGUGUGCUUGACGAAGCGAAGAAAUACUAUGAGAAGAAGCUCGCACAUGAAAAUUGCACCAAGAUUCCUUCAAUCGUCAUUCGUCUUGAAACAUUGUUCGAGAACUAG
Sclerotinia borealis F-4128 is the source of this 486-nucleotide messenger RNA. Lineage: Eukaryota; Fungi; Ascomycota; Leotiomycetes; Helotiales; Sclerotiniaceae. The record is from the annotation of a GenBank genome assembly.